Drosophila obscura is the source of this 1825-nucleotide messenger RNA. RefSeq lists its product as uncharacterized. Bases 98 to 1474 code for a protein of 458 amino acids. The transcript has a single exon. The record is from RefSeq and is a predicted model, not a curated record. Gene Ontology annotation, cellular component: nuclear envelope. Lineage: Eukaryota; Metazoa; Arthropoda; Insecta; Diptera; Drosophilidae.
GAUUAUUCCAUCAAACCUAAGCGUAUUUGUGUCCUAGAAAAUUUGCCUCAUAAUAUAACUUCAAGUCAAUGAAAAGUUCAACGACGAAUCUUUUAAAAUGUUUAACAAACUUUUUGCUUUCCUUUUGAUUUUGCUGCCAAUUUUAACGCUGCAAAAAGGCUUCAGCUAUCAUGUGGCAAAGUUCCUGCUACCGGGCGAGACGCACAGCCACGAGGCACAGACCCUGAUGCAAAAGUUCACCCACACGAAUCGCGUGCAACUUUUUUGCCAGACAGUGGAAGUGUUCUCAUUCUGGAGGCUCUUUCAAAGCAAUCGCCUCCAUUUGGAGAUCGAAGAGGGCGCCGAAUACAAUCAGUACAAGGAGCAGACUGCGCAUGAGAUCUAUCAGGCGCAUCGCGAGCGCAAGGAGUGGAACGAGGGCAAGGCCAUGACGGGAGAGCAUAAGUAUAUUGAUAUGAAGAAAAAUUCGCAUAUAUGCUAUGGGAUCUACACGGAACAGGCCUUCAAUCUCACGCUGGAGACCAUCCACACCGACAAGUGGCGUGUGACCAAAUUCUGCCUUGGAUUUAUUCUGUGGCAGGCUGCACCGCACCUCGAGAACUCUGAGCGUUGCCUGUACGGCGUGGCGGCAUUCUUGGGCUUCCAACUGGCCGCCUGGAUUAUGAUUUUGGUCACUGGGCAUUUGCGCUUGGUGCUCGGCGGAUCCCUGUGGACGGCCUUCCAUGAGGUGCUCUACGAGCGGCCCACAACAUUGGCGCUGGCAUGCAGUGGUUGCUUUUAUGCCCUCGCUUUGGCCUGUCGGCAAUUUGAUCAUCUGUUGUGCCAACAUUGCCGCUUUCGUCAUGUUCAUCGCUGGAUUCUCAGAGGCAUUGCCUACUGGUUGAUUUACACUGCCUCGGAUCACCAGGAUAUCGGACUUUUCUGUGUGGUUUAUUUGUUUUUCUACUCCAAGAUCUUGGCGCUGCUUGGUCACCUUUUUUGGAGUUGCAUCAAAUUGUUGUGCCCCUUGCUGCCGCCGCCAGACAGGCAGCAGGAGACGGCGCAGCCUUUCUUUGACAUCUCCCAACUGCAGCGAGUGCCCAGCAACACGGCUGACGGGAGUUAUGUUUGGGCUGUGCCGGGCAUGUCCAAUACGGAUGGUAGUGGCAACGUGGCAGGUGGCACGACAUCUACGCCUGUAGUCCAGGGAAUCCGGCUGCCAAACUCUGUUGCUGACCAUCCCACUGCUCUUAUCUUCAGGGGCCAGGACAGAACAGCAUCGAGCGAUAUAUAUGGCAUCAGCAGGGAAACGCUCGUCACGUCCAGGCCCAUCUUUAGGGGUCGCGUUGGCCCCAACGAUUCCCCCCCAAUGGGCGUUCAACGCUCCUCCACUUCUGCAGAGAACCCGCGGAGCCGAAGGAACACUUUUUCGACGGCUACACUGUACCACAACGUAAACUACAGCGACUCAAAUGGGGAUACACGCGCUCAAUAGUGAUCCUGCCAAAGGAUCUCCUGUACACCUCAAACACACACGAAAAAUAAGCGGAGGAAAAGCACAGAAAAACCAUAAGGAAAAACUGGAAGGGGCAAAGCACACGAAAAUCAAGAAAGAACUAAGGAAAAACUAGAGGGACAAAGCACAGGCAAAAACCGAAAGAAAGAAAGAAGGCAGGAAAAACUGAAGGGAAAUGCAUUUGAUAAUUGAAAAGCAAAGCCCACACACGCACCCAGGCAACGGAACACGUGGAAAACCUACAUCAAUGUGCAGAGGGGAAAAACCUUUUCAUACAGCAUGGAAAAAUGCCCUCAAGGCAGCGGGCGGACAGCAAGGCAGGCAGCAGGC